AUGCCGCCACCACGGCCCAGCUGGCCUGGGCUCCUCUCCCUCCUCGCCGUCAACCUCGCGCCAUUCGCCCGCGCCUUCUACCUCCCCGGGGCUUCGCCGCACUCCUACCAGGACGGCGAGCAGGUCGCUCUCCUCGUCAACGCCGUCGGGCCCAGAUAUGGCGAGGGCGAGACCUCGAUCGUGCCGUACGACGCGUUCGACGAGCGGAUAGGCUUCUGCCGUCCAGCCUCGCCGCGCUCCGUCCCACUCUCGCUCGGCUCGGCCCUCAUGGGCGACCGCCUGUACUCGACCGACGGCCUGUUUGACCUGCGCGUCAAGCACAACUCGACGUGCCAGGUCAUGUGCACCUCGACCCUCGGCACCAAGCAGCUCGAGUUCCUCCCGACCUUGAUCGGCUCGCACGCGCACCACUGGCUCGUCGACGGCCUCCCCGCCGCCGAGAUGCGCCGCACGGGCGACGGCGACGUGUUCCUCUCGCCGGGCUUCCCCGUCGGCAACGCCGCCCCGCCACCGCCGUCGCUCGAGCUGCACAACCACUUCAACCUCGUCAUCGAGUACCACCCGCGCGCGCGCGAGGGCGACAACCGCAUCGUCGGCGUCGUCGUGUGGCCCCAGAGCGUCGACUCGCUCCGGGCGGGCUCGGGCGGCAAGCCCGACUGCGGCGUCAAGAAGCCGCUCGUGCUGCUGCGAGGCGACGGCGAGCAGGAGGUCGCGUUCACGUACUCGGUCACGUGGCGGGAAUCGGCUACGCCCUGGGCGACUCGGUGGGACGCCUACCUGCACAUCCUCUCGCCGAGGAUCCACGUCCUCGCCCUGUUCAACUCGUUCGUCAUCUGCGGCUUCUUGUGCCUCAUGGUCGGCAUCAUCCUCCUCAAGGUCCUCUCGCGCGACAUCACGCGCUACAACGCGCUCUCGUCGUCGUACAACCUCGACCACCACAACCACCCCGACGCACACCACCACCACCCGGACCUGCGCGACGACGCGACCGAGGACGAGAGCGGGUGGAAGCUCCUCCACGGCGAGGUGUUUCGCGCGCCAAGGUACCGCAUGUGGCUGUGCAUCACGGUCGGGACGGGCGCCCAGAUGGCGGCCAUGUGUGGCGUCACACUCGUGUUUGCCCUCUUGGGCUUCCUCAACCCGAGCAACCGCGGCGCGCUGUCGACGACCAUGGUCGUGUGCUGGACCUUGUUCGGGUCCAUCGCCGGCUACGUCGCGUCGCGCCUGUACCUCACCUUUUCGGGCGAUGCGAUCCGCAAAAACAUCCUCUACACGGCCCUCGUGUUCCCCGCCGCCCUGUACGCCUUCCUCCUCUUCCUCGACGCCUUCUUGAUCGGCCUCGGGUCGGCGGGCGCGGUCCCUGUCGGCACGUUCCUCGCGAUUGGCGCCCUGUGGUUCGGCAUCAACGUGCCGCUGACGGUGCUCGGCGGGUGGGUCGGCGUGCGCAAAGGGCCCCUCGCGGUGCCGCUGCGCGUCAACCAGAUCCCGCGCCAGAUCCCGCCGCUGCCGUGGUGGCUCAGGCCCGUCCCGUCGGCGCUCCUCGCCGGCGUCUUGCCCUUUGGCGCCGGCUUUAUCGAGAUCUCGCAGAUCGCUCGCGCCAUCUUCGGGGCAAAGGCCUACUACGCGUUCGGGUUCCUGUGCCUCGCGAGCGCGCUCGUCGGCUUGACGGCCGCCCUCACGACGGUCCUGUUUGCCUACUUUCACCUGUGCGCCGAGGACUAUCGGUGGCACUGGCGCUCGUUCCUCGCCGGCGCCGGCUCGUCCGUCUACAUCUUCCUGUACGGCCUCCUCUACUGGGCGUCAAAGCUCCACCUCCCCGGGUUCGCAAACAAGGUCCUCUACCUCGGGUACCUCGCCCUCGUCAGCGCCCUGAGCGGCAUCGUGACGGGCACCAUCGGGUUCGUCGCGACUUUUGCGUUCCUCCGCGUCAUUUAUACGAGGAUCCGGGUCGACUGAAAGGUGUCGAGGGGCGACGAGUGUGCAACGAUGCUUGGGUCGUCGCACAA
Messenger RNA from Rhodotorula graminis WP1, 2006 nucleotides. RefSeq lists its product as uncharacterized. Bases 1 to 1956 code for a protein of 651 amino acids. The transcript has 11 exons. The record is from RefSeq and is a predicted model, not a curated record. Gene Ontology annotation, biological process: protein localization to membrane; vacuolar transport. Gene Ontology annotation, cellular component: membrane. Lineage: Eukaryota; Fungi; Basidiomycota; Microbotryomycetes; Sporidiobolales; Sporidiobolaceae.